AUGAUCGCGGCGAGUGCCGUCAUCUUGCUAACAGCAUUCACACUCGCAGAUACAGACACACAAACUAUUAAUUCGAACACAAAUAACAUAGUACCCGCCGAACAGUACUUCAUUGACAAGAUCUUCGAUAAGUAUGGAUACAAAGGAGUCAUCACGUUCGAGGGCUUUGAACAUUUGCUGGACAGCCUCGGAUUGGGAGGACGCGUCUUUACUUCACCUCACGAUUUGGCGCUGCACAGAAUCAAUGGCAGCUUUAAACAACUACACGAUACCCAGCACAGACACAGAAGAUCUCUUAGUGCAGUGACGCCGAUACUGAAAAAAUCAUGUCUGUCACCGAAAGAAAUCCUCAAAGUUUAUGGGAUAGAAAACGAACCGGGUAUCAUAACAAUCGAGCCAAAAACAUUCCUGGAGAUGUGCCCAGCGCUGGUCUAUCAACUUGAUCAGAAAUCUUGUUACAAAACAGAAGCGCCGGCUUUAAAACUUAACAGACUGUGGACAUGGGUAUACGCAACAUUAAGUAUCUUAGUCAUAAGCGCCACAGGACUUUUGGGCGUAGCUAUUGUACCGAUGCUAAAAUCAGCAAUUUUUAGCCACGUGAUACAUUUCCUGGUCGCAGUCGCUGUAGGCACUCUGUGUGGUGACGCUCUGUUGCAUUUAAUGCCACAUGCCCUCAAAUCUCACGGAACUCCAAACGAACCCACGGAAGAAACCGAAGUAAUCCUAAAAUGCAGUGUAACCUUCUUAACAAUCCUAUUAUUUUAUGCAGUGGAAGCCAUUAUGCAGACUCUUAAUGGCGGUCAUGCUCAUUCUCACGAUGCCCAGACGGCAGAAGAUAUGAAAGUGGAAAGCGCAAAACAAAUGGAAACUAUAGAAUUAGGAGCUAUAAUGCCUGGAUCUCCACCGCCACCAGUUGAGCGUCCCAUGUCGUCAACAGCACUUAUGGUCAUAGUUGGUGAUGGCUUACACAAUCUAACUGAUGGUCUAGCGAUAGGAGCAGCAUUCAGUGGAGAUCCAGUUACUGGCUUUGCUACAGCUCUUGCAGUUUUCUGUCACGAACUUCCCCACGAAUUGGGAGAUUUUGCUGUACUUCUCCGCUCAGGCAUGAGCAUAAAGCGCGCUUUGUAUUACAACCUACUGUCAUCUGCUCUCAGUUUCAUGGGCAUGGCAGGUGGUAUAUGGCUAGCGGAAGAUCAUGAAUCAGCAUCACAAUGGAUUUACGCUGCUACAGCUGGAACAUUUUUCUAUAUAGCACUAGCGGACCUAGUGCCUGAAAUAAAUGAAAAUAACAAAGGGAAGAGCAUCCAUUUACUUUUAGCAAUUUUGGGCAUAUUAACUGGUGGAGUAAUUAUGCUGAUGAUUGCACUUCAUGAGGAUUCAAUUCAAUAUCUUUUUAGAAAUACCGAAAAGUGA
This is a messenger RNA of Danaus chrysippus (African queen), 1413 nucleotides long. NCBI's taxonomy places the organism in Eukaryota, Metazoa, Arthropoda, Insecta, Lepidoptera, Nymphalidae. The record is from the annotation of a GenBank genome assembly.